Messenger RNA from Cetraspora pellucida, 315 nucleotides. The record is from the annotation of a GenBank genome assembly. NCBI's taxonomy places the organism in Eukaryota, Fungi, Glomeromycota, Glomeromycetes, Diversisporales, Gigasporaceae.
AUGCAACAAGAUAUUGUCACACAUUUCUCUCGAUUUGUAAAACCUAUUCAAAAACAUUUUCAUGAAUCUUUCAUGAUUAUUAAUAGUAUUCCUUGGUGGAAUAUUGAUUUCGAUAAAUCAUAUGUUUUUUUUUAUUCGAAAAGAGAACAAAAAGAAAAAUUCGAUACUUUAGAGCAUUCUAAAAUUAUUCCUUAUUACGAUUUUUUUAAAUGUAAAUGUGAAUUUCAUCCUCAUCUCUGGCAGUAUGAUCCUCAACAUAAAGAUUCUAAAUGUUCUUUUAGAAGUCAUUGUGAAUAUUUUAAAUUAUUACAAUCA